AUGCUGAGAGAGAUCUCGCAAAAGUGCCUCGUAUUCGUGCUCUACACGGCCUGCUUUAACUCGAGUCAGAUCAUCAUCUCGCACGAGAGCGUCAUCACCGCAUCCGCCAUCAUGUUGCUGGCUGCCAACAUGGGUGCAUCCGUGCUGACCGCCAACGUCAUCUGCUUCCGCCUGGACCGGAUGCUCGUCGGCCACUCCGUAUCUACCAAGAUGGUCAUAACCACGCUGGCGCCGGCCGCCUUCAUGGUGGUCACGCUGUCGUGCCUGAGGCUCGGCGAAACCCAGCUGCCUCUCCUGUUUGCCAUCGGAUACUUCUUGGGCGUGGCUACGGGGAGCCUCCUCCUCGCCAUGAUCACCGCGGGAGAGACAAAAUUCUCGGAGAUCUUCGGCGUUUCCCGCGGCUCGUCGUUGGUGGUCAAUGCCGAGAAGGGCGUGUACAAUUAUACCGUUCAAACGGCUCGCGCCAAGGCCAUCGCGUGCGACUGGUCCCAUCCGGGUUUUAAGACCGUGUACAAGCACAAGCUGAAGAGCCUGCUCGGGAACCUGAAGAACGACAAGAACCCCAACUUCCUCAGGCACGUCCUUACGAAGCAGAUCGAGGGCCGCCACCUCGCGUUCCUCACACCCUCGCAAGUCUGGCCGGAGAGGUGGGUGGAGGUGCACGAGCGGGCUGCGAAGCGCUUCCCCAUCGACGAUGCCGCCGAAGUCGCGGAGAGCGCCCUCUUGAGCUGCACGGAGUGCCGUUCGAAGCGGGUCUCUCACUACUCCUUGCAGGACGCGAAUGAGGAGACGAGGUUCUAUCUGACUUGCCACGAUUGCGGCAGGAGAUGGAAGAUAUGA
Messenger RNA from Klebsormidium nitens, 840 nucleotides. The record is from the annotation of a GenBank genome assembly. Lineage: Eukaryota; Viridiplantae; Streptophyta; Klebsormidiophyceae; Klebsormidiales; Klebsormidiaceae.